AUGACAGUAAAGGUAUUUAACCAAUAUUGUUAUACGUAUGCACACUGUGAAUUUGACAUUCGUCAAAUUGUGGUGGAAGCAUACGCGAGGGAUUUAUCUCAUUUUGAAAAUGUUCUAAACUUUGGUAGAAAUUUACCAUAUAUAGAUUACGUUGCAAUAGCUUAUACUCCUCUGUUUAAUGAAAUGAAAAAUCAUAAUCAUUUAAAUAGUUCUGAAACAUCAAUGAUUGUUUACAAGAUUAAUGAUGCUCCGAUAUGGUCAAAUUAUCCACGCUAUGGUACAGAUACUGAAAAUCAAUUUAAAAAACUUAAAAAUGAUUUGCCUGAUGGUGUCUGGAGAAUAUAUUGGUUAAACUCCAUAACAAUUAAAAGCGCCUACUAUAAUGAAUAUUUGUAUGCAGCUGAUUAUGAUCCUUAUGACGAUAAUCGUACACGUGUUCUUACGUAUGGUCUAGGAACUAAAAUUAAUCAGAAGAUUGGAAGUUAG
Molecule: messenger RNA, 486 nt
Organism: Didymodactylos carnosus
Lineage: Eukaryota; Metazoa; Rotifera; Eurotatoria; Philodinida; Philodinidae
Source: the annotation of a GenBank genome assembly